CAUUGUGUUCAAAUCCAGACAUCAAAUCGAUUACCGUGUUUCUCACUAACCAAGCAAAUUGCAUAUUUAGAACUGUUAACAUUCUACUCCCUUUGUUGUAGCAAGACAGAUAAUAUAACUUCACCCAGUUAGAACUUAUGUAUAAAAAUAAAAGUUUGUAAUAAUUUGUUAAUUCAUGAACGCUGCCUUGAUUACGCUUUAAUACUUUUCAGUUGUUUUAUUGAAGUGCAUCAUGGAACCUUAAAAGCUGUCGAGAUACCGCAAGGAAUUCUGGGAGUGAAGGAAGGGAACCAUAUUUUUCCGAUAUCACAUAUGCGAAAAUAUUGUGGAGGGAAAGCAGGGAUUCUGCCGUAUUGUAGUUAAUUAUGCCUCUUGUGUGAAUUCAGAACAAAUAUGUAAUUUUAAGGUGUCAGUAAACAAAGUGUUUGUUUUCUUAGUGUAACACUUUAAAGGAAACGGUUGAAAACAGAAGUGAAUUAGCGCAGGUGUUGAGCAGUUUACGGGAUGCAGUGUUGAUGACAUUGAUAUCAAAACAACAGUGGAAUACCUGGGCAGGCCCUUGUACUUGCGCAUAUUGGUAUAAGUGUAAUGUCAGGAAGGAAAAUCUUCCCGGAAAUACAAUCAUAUGCAUCAAAUACGUCAUGCAGAGUUUACCAGAAGUAGUGGCGUGCCUAUGUACAUGUGGUGUGUCAGUGAUGGUGGUGGCUGUUGUGUUGGCAAUACCAUUAGACGAUGGCUGGCAAGCCUGAGCCUCCUCAAAAUCACAUUCAGCACCACCAACAACAACCAAAUGUGCAGAAUGUUGUAGUGUAUGUGUCAAAUGAUAAUUUUGCUGCCCAGGCAUAUGCUACAGCAGUUAACCAGCAGAAUGUUACUGCUUCAUAUCCACAGCAACAAUCCCAACAGAAUGGUGGAACAGGAGCUACAUCAACCCCUUCGAUUCAAUCAGUGGCCCCCUUAGGGGCACCCAUAAAAAAUCUUAAACCUCCUUUAAUCAAAACUCAGGACUUUCCUGCAAGCAAUGGCCUCAUUGGUAAUGUUUCCUUACCUCAGCAGGCAAGUUUCUAUGCAUCGACAAACACCCCAGGUGGGCUUGUGCAAACUAAUGGCUUCCAUCAUAGUCAUGGUUCAAAUGUCAUAAAUAAUAUUGCUUAUAGCAAUAAUAAUGUUGGUCAUAGUGGUGCAAUUUUGAACCAAGGUUUCGGGAGUGGAACGUCUGUGAAGGGCCUUUUGAAUGUAGGAGGUCAUCCAAACAUUGGACAACAGCAGGCUGUUUGUCCAAGCAGCAUUGAGCUACCUUCAGCUGUAAUCGGGAGUUCUAACGAGCAACUCUGCAAUGGAUAUUCCGUUGUGCCUCCGCAGGCCCAAUCUCUUAUGCAGCAGCAACAUCAACAGCAUCAACAACAACAGCGUGUUACUGUUACGUGCGCCCAGACAUUCUUCAGUGGGCCUGACCAAAAGAAUAAUGCACACAACGAAAGUGGUGGAAAUAGUUCCUCAGCCUCUCAGGCUCUUGCGGCAACUAAUUUUAUUACGACCACUCAAGGUGGAGAUGCUGCUAACAUAGUGGCUGUGAUGGGGGGUGAUGGUACUGCUGGUUCGUCGACACCUACGAGUGGAACUGUUGUCUUCCCAAGAUGUGAUUCGGUCCGUUCAGAAACAGCUGAAUCGAGUUGUAGCAGUUUAAGUUCAGCAGACAGUCAACCAGAUGCUGUUACAAACUCUCUGACUUUGCUCAUUCCACCGUCAGCAGCUGCGGCAAGUCACCAUGUGACUCCAGUGAAUAACUCUCAUUUAGUCACGAGCGGGAGCAGUAGUUUAGUUCAUCAGAGUCCAACUGUCGUCCCUCCUGGUCUUAGUAAUGCCACGGGUAUGGUGAUGCUAAAUAGCAGUAUGAAUGUACAGCAGUCUGGCCCUCAGGCUGCGGGAAUAGUGCGAACCCCCAGUGGUGCCAUUUCACUCUCGCAACAGCAGCUAGGCAAUAUCGUGUUAGCUAUGGCAGUUCCUCCAAGUACUGCAGCGCUGAACAAUAAUUUGAUUCAGCCAUCGGCUCCAUCUGUUCCUGUGCAACCAGUGGUACCAACUAUAACUGUGCCAUUUGGUUGGAAGAGACUACAUAUUAAUGGGGCUGUUGUCUAUAUCAGCCCCAGCAACACCGCACUCAGCUCGUUGGACCACCUGAAGGAGUACUUGCAGACGCAAGGCACGUGCAAAUGUGGGCUGGAGUGUCCACUCAAGUGUGACACUGUCUUCAACUUCGACCCCAAGGUGGCCACGAGACCUUGGACAAUGCCUCCGUCAGACUCAACAGUGACUUCACGUGACCUCACCAAGCUGUGUAACCACAAGAGGAAAUUACUCGCAAUGGCUACCUUGGCGGCUGGUCCUGGGUUCAAUUCCCAACAGCAGCAAACGCACGGGACACAGGGUUCAGGAGACACGCAACUUGCGAAGACAAAGAAAGAUGGCCGAGGUGCAACACGCAAGAAACGGAAGGUGAGUGGCACUAGUGGCUUUUCUGGCGUGUCAGUAUCACAACUCUUGGCACAGAGGGAACGGAACCUCACUGCCGGAACACCUCAAGGCAAAGAGCCUGCUGCUAGGGCACUACAGAACUGGAGUACAGGGCCAUCCUCUGCAGGGACAACUCAACACCCUCCAACAGGUGGUCCACAGAUACCAAACAGGGCUCAGUUUCCAGCUCCCAACUUCGGUUCUGAUGCUAAUGUCAUUCAAGGGGUUAACGCUUCUCCACAGUUCGUCCGUUACACAACCCCGAACGGAGGAGUCACUUCUACCAUCUUAGGUGGAAAUAUCAUGGUCCAUCCAAACACAUCACCUGUCCAUCUCAACAGCUUCACCCAGCAGCAACAGAACUUGAUUGGAGUUGCAGGAAACAGUCAACCAAUUAUGAAUCUUCAGGCUGGGAAUCCAGUGAUGGAACAUUCCAAUACACACAACAACAACAACAGUAAUGGGAAUCCUCACCAAGCUGGUAAUACAGCUGUUAUACCUGGUAAUGCUGUAAAUCCUACUGUUAUGAGUAGCAACACAACAAACCCAGUGAUGGUUGGUAAUCCAGGGAAUCAAGUUGUUAUGAGUGCCGGUGGACUGAUGGUUCACAGUGGAGGAAACCCUGGGAUAUUGUGUCAGCCUCAGCAGAGGGUACCAUCUCUGAGUGGCACGUCUGAUGAAAUGCAGAAUGCAAGUGGUGGUGCCAUUAACAGUGCUAACAAGGCACUUCAGCAGCCACAGCAACACGUUAUGUACUCGGGCGUCGUUAAUUCUUCAGGUUCAAGCCAAAAUGCUCAGGAUCUGCACAUGCUAAGAGUGCAACAACAGCAUCAAUUUUAUGGACAGCAACAAAAUCAAUAUCAAGUUCCACAGCCCCGUUUGGAAGAUCAGAGUAAGGUUCUGAUGCAACAGCAGCAGUCGUCCGCAGCGCAGAAUCCGAGGCAGUCGCAGCAGCAGCAUCAGCAGUUUGUGUCUGUGUCAGGCAGUAAUAGCGUUGGUGUUCCAGGAACAACUAAUGUCUUUGUUGAUCAGUAUAACAGAGGACAGCAGGUAACAGGGCCCAUUUCUCAACAACAACAACAUCAAAAUAUUUUACAUAUGCAGCAGCAACAUCAUCACCAAAUGCUGUCAUCGGGUUCAGCUGGAGGUGGGGGGACCAUGAUGAUGCCCCAGCAGAGAGCGCCGCCAUGGCAACAGCAAAACCGUAACAGCUCCAACAGUAUGGGUACAGGAACAACAGUGAUGGCAAUGCAUCAGCAACAUCAUUCUCCGGUAGUUAUGCCUACACCACAGCCUAACCCCUUACCGCCUCCUAGCAGUUAUGACCGUGUACCUCCUCUGCAUCAUCACACACCUCCGCCUCCUGUCUGGGCAGAAGAAGUGUCAAGGAAGAAACCUAAGGGGUCAGGAAAAUCUGGUUCAGCUAGUAGAAAACAGAGGUCAUACAAUAUCAUUGAUCAUCAUCAGCAUCAUCGUGUAGGUAUUACUGGGAUAGCUGGAAGUGGAGGACCUACACCUAUGGAUUCUCAUGCCCCAUGUCCAAACAUUGAUGUUCGUCAGAUUCCUGUAGAACAUAACCGGCCCCCACCAUCUCAUCCUAAUAAUAAUGACAGUUCUAAUUAUGUGGCAGGAUCCAAUCCUAAUAUCCCAUCUUUCAUGGAGGAUCCAAGUGGAUAUCUUGCUCAGCAGACAGCAUUGUUGAACAGCACUAUUUCACGUCAGACUGGUGUUGGUGGCCCCAACUUUCUGUGUCAUAGCCCAGUUCGUAAUCACAUAACUCCUGACCAGCAGGUGCCAAGCCCUCAUAGUGCUGCCGUCAAUCUUCCGACUUCCUGUUCUUCACCGACAACAGUGGGUGUUCCUCUUCCAAGUAAUGUCCUUUUACCAGCCCCAAAAGGAACCUCUGGUUUCACCUCAAGGUCAAAUCCAAAUGUUUCUGUACAACAAUCAAACCUCAAUGUCCAUGCUUCUCUUCAAAGUCCUAUAGCUAUAACAUCACAUCACAAUAUUGGUAGUCCGAUUCCUACAACUUCAGUAGCCACUUCCUCUUACAGUCAGCCUCAAAACCAAGCUUCACCAAUGCUCAGUGUUGGCAUGCCUGACAGCAGUGCACUACCUGAACAGAGGAUGGAAAUGACAAAUCAUUGUCAGGGUUGUGUUGUUAGUUCAGGAUCAUUGCUGCCUGCUUCUUCAUCUGGAGGUGGUUCAGGUGAUAAUAUCUUAUUCCAUCAUCAAAUGCAGCAUCAGAUACAAUCAGUUAUGCAACCUGAACACACCAGUGCCAAUCCUGGUAACCAGCAUAUUCACCAGCAGCAGUCACAGCAACAACAUAACAUGUCAAGUGAAUUUAAGCAUUAUCAUGGGCAGCUUAAUUCUGGGGGAAUGCCAAAUGACACAUUGGCCCACCAGAGUUCCAGUAAUGGGACUGCAACACCUAAUAUUGUGCAAGAAGAGAGUCCUGUAACAUCUUCAACGUUUGAUAGGUUAGGAAACCCUGUGCUUCGUCACCAGGUAUCAAUGACAUCUGACUCAAGAGGGCCAAUCCAAGGUGGUACUGUUAGUACCAGUAAUGGCUCACCCGUGGAGACGUAUAGCUUACCGCAGCCAGAAGCAUCGCCAACCUCAUCCACACCAACUUCGUCACAGAAUUGCCGAAUCCCGGACACAUCUUCAGCAUCAAAUAACGUCUACAUUUCUUCAUCUUCGUCUUCUCCGUUCACUGUACCUAACAUUAGUCCACCUGGACUUUAUUCCUAUUCAAAUCCAUCACAAGGACACUUCCAAGUUCCUAGAAGUGAGACCACUGUUGCCUGUUCUUCACCAGGUAUAUCCAGCCAUCCUGUUAUGAGGCAAUACCCUAACAGACCCAGUGACAACUAUUGCCAUCAUGUACAUGAUCAGACAAGAGGCCAGAAAUUCACAGUUCAGUCUUCAACAAUGGUCACAACGAUGGCAAGUGGCCAUACAGUGAGCAGCAACACAAUAACCUCAGUCCUAGCUGGAAAAGCAAAUACUGCAACAGUGUCAGUUGGAAAUCCUGCAGCACCAACUGCCAACACUCCGCCUACAUCUCUAAUACCUCUUCAACCUCUACCUGGACCGUCAGUGUAUACAAGUCAGGCAGCCAUGGUGACUGUACCACAGGCUUCUGGAUCCAUUCUAGCUGCACACUCGCAAGGUAUGCAAGUGGCCACUGUGUCCAAGUCACCAUUAGAGAUGGUCCAGAGUGUUGUGAGCAGUAUUCAAGUUCCUCCUCAACAGCAGCAGCAGCAGAAUAUGAUGGGGACGGGGAAUGGAGUGCAGACACAACAACAGCAGCAGCAGCAACAAGCAGCAGCUAUUCUGAAAUCCUCUGGGGCACCUCCUGGGCUACCUGCGGGACAUAUCCUUGUCUCAAGUGGUGGCCAGUUGAUAAUGGCAAAUGCCGGAAAUGUGAUGACUCCCCCAGGACCUUCUGCAGGUUUAAUGGCACCACCACCUCAACCUCCUCCUCCCCACUCCAUGGCAAAACUUGUCAGUCAUUCGUCAAUGCCACCCAUGUCAGUAUCGCCCAUGGUGACAAGCGUAACUGCAGCAGUGACUCAGGUUAUCCCCGCUGUUGGAGUGGCGCAGCAAGUCUUGGGUCAGCCAACAGUCUUAGUAAAUGCUUUACCAGCACCUCUUCUUAUCCAGCCUAGUAUGAUGACUGUUGAUGGAAUGACAGGACUUAAUCAGAAUGCCAUGCAGAUUCCUCAUCUAGCAGUUGCAACAGGAAAUGUUAUUCAUCAUUCUCAAGGACCAAACAAUGCAGGGAAUGGCAUAAGCCAGUUGCUCGAUACCAUGAAUCAAGAUCAUUCAGGCUCCAGAAAUGCACAGAACACUUCUGGAUAUGUGCGCCACACACCUCAGCAAACAUCUCUGCUUUCGCCACCUGAAAUAUCACAUCAUCCUUCGCCCACUCCCGGCAACGGGAAAAAGAAAGGAGGUAGUAAGAAGCGAAAAGUUUCUCCCCAAACUGUGGCGUCCAUGUUACAUAUAGCGUCUCAACAGAAUUCCCCGGCAGCUGCAGCUACUGCCACAGCAGCUGGCAUCGUCAUGCAGCAGCAACAGCAGCAGAACUUCCCACAGCAGAGUUUCACAAUGUCUGGCCCACAUCAGAGCAUAGCCACAACUGGACCAAUGCUUCAGGCACUGACCAUAGUCCCUGGGAAAGGUGGAGCCCCAGCGCAGAUCCUCAUGAAUGGGCAACCAGGCACAACUACAGGACAUUUUGGCGCUCAGCAACUUAUUGCUACCCCUGCCACUUCACAACCCCCACAGCAGAUCAAUCUUCUUCAGCCUGUGAAUCUCUUGAAUGGUGCAGCUGGCGUCGUUCAGAACUUCCCAACGUUUCAGCAGUUUAUUGUCCCUAGUUUGGGUGGCAUGGUCAUGGCAACUGAUGGAACCACUACCCUGCUUCCAGAUGCCACCAACCUUGGGGUUCAGUUGCAGCUACAGAAUGUCAAUGGUCAGAAUGUUCUAACUCCUGUUCAGAGUCAUGGAGGAACUACAGUAUUUGGUCAUCCAACUGGACAAAGCAUUCUUGCAGCAGGUCCCGCAGGAAUGGUUAUUCGCACUCCAACCACUGGAAGUAAAAUGGCAACCGGGCCAAUGCUGCAACAGCAAAAUGGUGGAGGGCCGCAGUUCUUGGCAAGUUCCCCUAAUGGAGGACAAUUCCUUAUGAACGGUACGGCAGCCUUUGGCGGACAGCUUAGUCCAUUGGUAGCAAAUGUCAGUCCGAAUCAGCAGAUGUCUUUCACAACAAACACUUCACCUGUAAGAUCUACUACAGGAGCACACCAGCCUCAGCAAGAAUUCCUACAGUGCGGACAGAUGGGGCAGACCCUGAUGGUACCUUGUACAGCCUCCACAACUCAGAACCAUCAGAAUACUACAGUAGUGCAGCAGAACACCACAAUUGUCCAGCAACAGACCACAAUGGUUUCCAACAACCAGCAACUUGUCACAACACCUCAGAACUUCCCUAGCAGCAACAGCAGUAGCACUGUAGCAUCAGCUACCACACUGAAUGUAAACCAGCAGAACUUCAUUGUUGGGAGCAGUACUACACAGUGUGUCCAGGACAAGAUGCAGCUGAGUCCAGUUCAGCAGAAUAGUAACAGUGCAUCAUCACCACCACCUCCCCCUUCCAGACAAAUUGGCCAGCCACCUCUAAUGAUGAAACACUCUGUCUCAACUCAGACUGCGGUGAACCAGAGUGUCCAGGCAUCCUCAUCGCCAUCAGUAACACCUGGAUCUCUUGUGGUAACAACCAACAGCACAUUUUGUCAGACCUCGACCGCAGCUUCAUCUGGUGGAAGUCCACCUGACACCACAACACACAGUCCAGUAGAUCCUGGAAGUGGGGGCAAUAGCAUCGGUGGUAGUUGUGAUACACGUGCUCUGACACCAUCUGCAGAUACUACUACUCAUUCAACAGGUGUUGGAAGUACAGAUGAUGGUCUGUCAUCUCCUUCACCUUCUUCCUGUCCCGUCACAGGCUCUUGCGGAGGUGUUAGUGCCACCGGAGAGAGCCUUUUAGGAUGUCAGCAGUCUUCUUCUGGAAUAACAGCAUCUCCGAUGCCCAUGGUACAUUGUGUGUCAAGUAGUAAUGAGCAGGACACUUCAGGUGUAGGAGAACAGACUGAAUAUGACUGGGGAGUAAGCAGUGGUAAAGGUAUGUUUGUGAGUCCAACUGUUACCGAGGGGGGAUUCAGCAGCAACGCCUCAAGCCCGCAUCAGACCGAUUACUCUGGAAAGUACGUUGGAACCGAUGUCAUGAUGAGUGUGACUGGUACGGGACAUAUGAUAUGUGAAAGUGAACGGAGAAAAAGUGGUGGGAACAUGUACGUAGAAUCCUCUACAGUCGCCGCAUUCUCUUCAUUUAGUGGGAGUGGUAAUGGCGAGCUUCUUUCCAAGCAGCAACAAGAAGCUGUUGUCAGUUCAAGGCAGUUGUUCGAGUACAAUAACAGUGAUGAGAGGAGAGUUAUCCCUCGGAGUAGUGUGACCCCUAAGCUCUGCACCAGUAGCAGUAACGUGGGGCUUGUUGCAACAGUGGCAGAAAGGGGUGCAAAGCGUAAACACAGUGAUGCCCUGGUCGUCAUGGAAACCCAUCCUCAUGAUAUUCACAGUAUGGAAGAGGAUGAUGAAGAAAGUGUUGCGGAGGAAGGGUCUGGGGGCCUUUCCGAAGGUGACCUUGUCUGGGGGGCAGCCCGGGGAUUUCCUGCGUGGCCUGGAAAGCUGGUGGGACCUGUCGCCGAUGGGGACAAAGUUUGGGUGCGCUGGUUUGGAGGUGAUCGAGCCCUCACCCAGGUCCCAUUGCAGUCCCUGAAGACAUUGUCAGAAGGGCUUGAGGCACACCAUCGAGCAAGGAAGAAAUUCAGGAAGAGCCGUAAACUAAACAGCCAGCUAGAGAACGCAAUUCAAGAAGCUAUGCUCGAACUGGAUCGUAUGACAGAACAGCAGCAGGCGUCACAGUCUGGAACAGUGUCCAUGGCUGUUAGUAAUGAACCAACUGGGCGACUGAGGCGGAACACACAUCGGUGACCUUCUCCUUCAUGUUCUUCUCUUACAUCUUCCAUCCUUUUGUGUCAGACAGUCCAUAUCCUGCUAUGUUGCCAUUCUCAGCUAAUGCUCUUCCAUUACCAUGGUGUCAUACCUCCUUUACAUAAAAUGAUUUAUGAUUUCAAACAGUAUGCCAUGAGUGUGUGAUGAUCUCUACAGCUCAUUCAUUGUUAAGGUGUGCACAUCUUGUUCAGGAUUGGGGGGGGGCUGUGGAAAGGCAGUUUUGUGGUCCUAUGGCAAUGAAAAAUUCAUCACAAAUAAGUAGACAACCACAAGAAAAAUAUGGUUAUCUGUAAAUGAAUGAGGGCUAUAAAACUCAUAGGUCAGUAAUAGUAUCCUGCAGACCACUCGUUAUGUUAUUAGACUGGUAACUUUUACUACGCUUACUAAAUUUUUUUAACUGUGGAGAUCUUAGUACUUCCUACAUGUCACUUUAAAAAAUUAUGAACAUAAAAUUGUUUCAUUUUAAGAUGGAAUGAGAGCAACAUUAUAAAUAGCUGGUAGGUUUAUAGCCACUUACAUGUCUUGUGCAAAUUAAUAAUGCAUUCUAAGACAGCCACGUCUUAGUGAGAUUUUAGGUUGUCAUGACGGUGACUAUGAAGAGUACUGUCUCUAGAAUAUGACAGCAUGUAGCAUGGUUGAAGUUUACUGAUUUUCUAGAGGAAAGUACCACCACCUUCUUCAGGGUUGAAAAGUAAAUCAGGCAGGCAGCAAGCCGAAUACUAUGUUUAUUUCACUUACUCUUUAACUGUGAAGUUGGAGGCAGCAUGUGUCCUCUGAAAUGUCAAGAAACUUUUACAGUACUGCACUGCAGCACGUACCAGAUGCUAGUAUGCUUCCGUUCUGUCGUUCUAUAUUUCUCGCUCAUGGGGGGGGUGGAGUCCAACUGGGUCCACUCGGCAUGGCGGCCACUAAUUGGCCUAUUGUAGCCUGCCC
Messenger RNA from Cryptotermes secundus, 10032 nucleotides. Its product is annotated as mucin-12. The transcript has 8 exons. The record is from RefSeq and is a predicted model, not a curated record. Gene Ontology annotation, molecular function: chromatin binding; DNA binding. Gene Ontology annotation, cellular component: nucleus; chromocenter. Lineage: Eukaryota; Metazoa; Arthropoda; Insecta; Blattodea; Kalotermitidae. The coding region runs from base 733 to 9078 and encodes 2781 amino acids.